AUGGCAGAGCGCGAAGUCCGCUACAAGAUGGGGGCCGCCCAGUCCGUUUCCGCCGAAACCUUCGGGCGCCCCGGUCGUCGUACCUUCCGGCUGGUUGCGGAGGCCGGAAGAGCCCAAUCCUUUAUCUGGCUCGAGAAAGAGCAGCUUGUCCAACUGGCCCUUUAUCUCCAGCAGGCCGUCAAGCAGAUUGGCGAAACCGUCGUCGAUAAAGACAGCGCCCCCGGAGAAACUCCCUGGAUGGGCGACCCGUUGGAACAGGACUUUCACGCUCGCCAGAUGCAGUUGGAGUACGACAAGGAAGCGAACUGCUUUGUCAUCCACGCCUACGAGGGCGACGAGGAUGAUCCUGACGCCGGCGCCCAGACUUCGGUCAGCUUCUGGAUUACUAUGGCACAGUCUUCGGCGCUGGCCGACCAGGCAUUGCGGAUUUGCGCUGCCGGACGGCCCCCUUGCUUCCUGUGUGGCGCGCCCAUAGAUCCCGACGGCCACCGCUGCGCUCGUGCUGACGGCCACGCCGUAUUCGAAACGGGCUAGCCAGCCUUCAGCCCACGUUUCCCGUGGUCACCGACGGGCCAUCUGACCUUGACCUGCUGCAGCGCGGGGAGAUCCGGAGCUGUGACCUUACGCGGCAGGGCUCCAACUACACCUACCUCGCCGAGAUCGCCCUCGACGAUCGUUACUGCCUGGCGAUCUACAAGCCCAAGCAGGGCGAAUGGCCCUUGUGGGAUUUCCCGUCCGGCACUCUCUACCAGCGCGAGUACGCCGCCUACCUGCUCAGCCACAUCCUGGGUUGGGAUUUCAUCCCGCUCACCGUCAUCCGGGAGGGCCCGGGCGGAAUCGGCUCCGUCCAGCUCUACGUUGACCACAACCCCAGGGAGAACUACUACACCAUUACGCGCGAGGAACUCAGCGAGUGCGACGCUGACCAGCUACGCGCCAUCUGCUGCUUCGACCUGGUUGCCAACAACACCGACCGCAAGCCUGAACACGUCCUCCGCGCUCCGGACGGCAAGCUGUGGGGCAUCGACCACGGCCUCACCUUCCACGCCGAUACCAAGAUCCGCACCGCCAUCUGGGACUUCGCCGACGAACCCAUACCCGA
This is a messenger RNA of Geodia barretti, 1102 nucleotides long. The record is from the annotation of a GenBank genome assembly. Lineage: Eukaryota; Metazoa; Porifera; Demospongiae; Tetractinellida; Geodiidae.